CGCAAAUUCCAAAGACAAUCAAAAUCAUCGUCAAUCAAGCAAAAGUAGAAGAAAGAAACAAGACUACGAGUCGAUCACUUGGCGGCGAAGUUGUAUCGACUUCGAAUCUCGGAAAUCAUUGCACUUGGUGAUGUAUCUUUAUAAUCUGACGCUGCAGAAGGCUUCUUGUAUCACGCAUGCGGUGCAUGGAAACUUCUCAGGAGCCAAAUAUCAAGAGAUUGCUGUUGGACGCGGCAAAGUUCUAGAGCUCUUACGUCCCGAUCCGAACUCUGGGAAAGUUCAGCCCGUUCUGUCUGUAGAAAUAUUUGGAGUCAUUCGUUCUCUUUUACCGUUUCGUUUAACUGGAGGAACGAAAGAUUAUCUUAUUGUUGGAUCUGAUUCUGGUCGAAUAGUCAUCUUGGAAUACAACCCAGCAAAGAAUGUAUUUGACAAAGUUCAUCAGGAAACGUUUGGGAAGAGUGGAUGUCGACGAAUUGUUCCUGGCCAGUACCUAGCUAUAGAUCCUAAAGGAAGAGCUGUUAUGAUUGGAGCACUGGAGAAGCAGAAAUUUGUGUAUAUUUUGAAUCGUGAUUCUGCGGCACGGUUAACUAUAUCUUCACCACUGGAAGCUCACAAGUCACACACAAUUGUGUAUUCAAUGGUGGGCGUUGAUGUUGGGUUUGAGAAUCCAAUGUUUGCAUGUCUAGAAUUGGACUAUGAGGAUGCUGACACUGAUACUACGGGAGAGGCAGCUCAAGCAGCUCAACAGACACUUACAUUUUAUGAAUUAGAUCUUGGAUUGAAUCAUGUUGUCAGAAAGUACAGUGAACCAUUAGAAGAUCAUGGCAAUUUGUUGAUUCCUGUUCCUGGAGGUGGUGAAGGACCUAGUGGUGUGCUGAUUUGCUCUGAAAAUUACAUAACAUACAAGAAUUUUGGAGAACAGGAAGACAUACGGUGUCCUAUACCACGGCGAAGGAAUGAUUUGGAUGAUGCAGAACGAGGCAUGUUGUUUGUUUGUAGUGCCACACACAAGACCAAGACUAUGUUUUUUAUUUUGGCGCAGACAGAGCAAGGUGAUAUCUUCAAGAUUACGCUGGAGACAUCAAAGGAAGAGGAUUUGGUAUCAGAGAUUCGGCUAAAGUACUUUGAUACUGUUCCUGUUGCAUCAGCUAUGUGUGUUCUUAGAACUGGCUUUCUCUUUGUUGCGUCUGAGUUUGGCAAUCAUGCAUUUUAUCAGAUUGCUCAUCUUGGUGAUGAUGAUGAUGAAGUGGAGUUCUCUAGUGCAAUGGCUUUGGAGGAAGGAGAAACAUUUCACUUUGCUCCACGUGGUUUGAAGAACUUGAUGCUAGUAGAUGAAAUAGAAAACCUAUCUCCAGUCAUGUCAUGCCAGAUUGCUGACUUGACUAAUGAAGACACUCCUCAGUUGUAUGUUGCUUGUGGUCGUGGUCCUAGAUCAUCACUGAGAGUGUUGAGACAUGGAUUAGAGGUGUCAGAGAUGGCUGUUUCUGAACUACCAGGUCAUCCUAAUGCUGUGUGGACAGUGAAACAAACUGCUCAUGAUGAUUAUGAUUCUUACAUUGUUGUGUCCUUUGUGAAUGCCACCUUGGUGCUUUCUAUUGGUGAGACAGUAGAAGAGGUGACAGACACUGGCUUUUUGGGAACAGCACCCACACUUUCGUGCUCACAACUAGGAGAUGAUGCUUUGGUUCAAGUGUAUCCUGGUGGUAUUAGACACAUUCGAUCUGAUCGACGAGUUAACGAGUGGAAAGCUCCUGGGAGAAAGUCAAUAGUGAAAUGUGCUGUCAAUGAAAGGCAGGUUGUCAUUGCUAUGAGUGGAGGUGAACUUGUCUACUUUGAAAUGGAUAUGGCAGGUCAGUUGAAUGAGUACACUGAGCGGAAAGAAAUGUCAGCAGAUGUUGUUUGUAUGGCUUUGGGAAGAGUUCCCGGUGGAGAGCAGAGAUGUCGCUUUGUAGCAGUGGGUCUGUCUGAUAACACAGUCAGGAUUAUAUCACUUGAUCCUGCGGAUUGUCUGCAACCUUUAAGCAUGCAGGCUUUACCGGCACCACCAGAGUCUCUUUGCUUAUUGGAGAUGGGUGGAAGUGGCGGAGACGCGGCAUCAGCUGACCUAAUUGCAAGUGUUGGAGGUCUUUUUCUUAACAUUGGAUUACAGAAUGGUGUGUUACUACGAACGGUUCUUGAUUCUGUAACUGGUGACUUGUCAGACACACGAGCUCGAUACCUGGGAUCACGACCAGUUAAGCUCUUUCAAGUCAAAAUGCAAGGGACAGCUGCGAUGUUGGCAUUGUCAAGUCGUUCUUGGUUAAGUUACACAUAUCAGUCUCGUUUCCACUUAACUCCCUUGUCAUAUGAUGCUCUUGAGUUUGCUUCAAGUUUCUCCUCUGAGCAGUGUCCAGAAGGAAUUGUAGCUAUUUCAACAAAUACUCUUCGCAUUUUGGGUCUUGAGAAACUGGGUGCUGUCUUCAACCAAGUUGCUAUGCCUCUACAGUACACACCAAGGAAGUUUGUAAUACAUCCAACCAAUAAAAGUCUUGUAAUCAUAGAGACAGAUCACAAUGCACUUACAGAGAAGACAAAAGUGGAGCAAAAACGACAGAUUGCAGAGCGAAUGGUUUCUGCUGCUCCUGAGCAUGUAAGGGAACAGGUUGCACAGGCUGCUGAACAAUUCUUGUCAGAAGACUUACCAGAAGUUGUCUUUUCUGCUCCUAAACCAGGAUUGAGUAUGUGGGCAUCUGCAGUUCGAGUUGUUGAUCCUGCACAAGGCACAACAAUGAGCCAAGUGUUUUUAGAACAAAACGUGGCAGCAUAUAGUGUUGCUGUUUGCCAGUUUUCGGGUCGUGGUGGUACGUCAUGGCAUGUACUUGUAGGCACAGCUAAAGAUGUUCAACUUCAACCAAGACGUUGUGCUGGAGGAGAAGUUAUGACUUACAAGAUGGACAAUGAUUCAAAGCGACUGAAUUUGCUGCACACGACACCUGUUGAAGACAUUCCAUCAGCAAUUCAUGGGUUUCAAGGUCGUGUCUUGAUUGGUGUUGGGAAACUUCUCAGACUUUAUGAUAUGGGGAGAAAGAAGCUACUGCGAAAAUGUGAGAACAAGCAUAUUCCCAAUUUUAUUGUAUCCAUACAAGCCAUGGGCUAUAGGAUUGUGGUCGGAGAUGUACAAGAGUCAUUUCAUUAUGUCAAGUAUCGACCUGUAGAAAACCAACUUGUUAUAUUUGCAGAUGACACAAACCCAAGGUGGGUAACUUCUUGUUGUCUAGCUGACUACAGUACUGUUGUUGGAUCAGACAAGUUUGGCAAUGUGGCUGUGAUGCGUCUACAUGAAGAUGUGAAUGAUGACGUGGAUGAAGAUCCAACAGGAACAAAGUCACUAUGGGACAGAGGUCUUUUGAGUGGAGCAUCACAGAAAGUUGAUAUUGUUUGCAACUACCAUGUAGGAGAAACCAUAGUGUCACUGCAAAAGACAACGCUUGUUCCAGGUGGCUCAGAGUGCAUUGUUUACACAACAAUGUCAGGAGGAGUAGGAAUCCUUGUACCGUUCACAUCAAGAGAGGGCUUGGCACAGGGCUGUUUGGAUUAG
Molecule: messenger RNA, 3577 nt
Organism: Corticium candelabrum
Lineage: Eukaryota; Metazoa; Porifera; Homoscleromorpha; Homosclerophorida; Plakinidae
Product: splicing factor 3B subunit 3-like
Exons: 26
Coding region: 131-3577 (1148 amino acids)
Biological process (GO): mRNA splicing, via spliceosome
Cellular component (GO): nucleus; U2 snRNP
Molecular function (GO): U2 snRNA binding; protein binding
Source: RefSeq, a predicted model, not a curated record